Linum tenue is the source of this 294-nucleotide messenger RNA. The record is from the annotation of a GenBank genome assembly. Lineage: Eukaryota; Viridiplantae; Streptophyta; Magnoliopsida; Malpighiales; Linaceae.
GACACCAGAGGGUAUGAUCCUUUUAUAUGUAAGCAGCGAUAUGUGUUUCAACUCUUAACAGCAAUCCAGAUAGAAUUGCGAUGCGUCUUUCUUAGGAAAUGUAAGAAUGUGGCUCUGGUUACAGAACAAGAAAGCACCACUUUUUCCCGGUACCCAAAAACACAUAAUAGAGAAAAGCUAAAAUCCCAAUACCAUUGAACAUCAAGUUUGUGUUCCCUUAUAACGCCCUUAAGCCCCAAGACUAACCGGUUGUAAUUGUACGGAAACGCUCUUGACCAGCAGUAUCCCAUAUCU